This is a messenger RNA of Eruca vesicaria subsp. sativa (arugula), 309 nucleotides long. The record is from the annotation of a GenBank genome assembly. NCBI's taxonomy places the organism in Eukaryota, Viridiplantae, Streptophyta, Magnoliopsida, Brassicales, Brassicaceae.
AUGCGUGAUCCCGUCGUUUUGGCUUCUGGUCAGACAUAUGAUAAGUUAUUCAUACAAAAGUGGUUGAGUUCUGGAAACAGAACAUGUCCCAAGACACAACAAGUUCUGUCUCACACAAGCUUAACUCCAAAUCUAUUAAUCAGUGAUAUGAUCUCAAAAUGGUCCAAGACGGUUGGGGUAGAGAAGUUGAACCAAUGUUCUUCCUCGGCCCGAACCUAUGUGAUGAAGGUUGCUCUUGGUCAUUCUGCUUCUAAUGAAAUUCGUAAUGCCAUCUUUAAAGCCUCCAAGGUUGUGUACGAUGCUUCUUAA